GGGGGGGGUCCCCCGGUAACUUCAGCUACCGAUGGUGCAGUUCCGAGGAUGGUGGGUUAUAUUGUUACCCUCGAAAUCUGGCGCUGUUUCCUGUACCCGAGGCAUCUUUCUCCACACAAAUCGGGGCAUAAAAAGCGGUCGUCGAGGAUUCCAACUUCUUCUCGCCAUGAGUAAAGAGGCAAGUUCGGGGAGCUAUCUACGAUUAUGGAGUCUAAGAAAGUAUCUGUACAGUUUGAGUCGUUUCGUACCAACUUUAUCUCAUUGCCCACCUCAAUGGUGAGCAUGUUGAACGGUGCUGAUAUUCCAUCACAAAGCGUUGUCGUUGAGUUGAAGUGGAAAGAUAAGAGAAACAAUAAGCCUCAUCUCGUGUAUGCUGGAUGGAAUGGACUCCAUACAGACAAAUCUAUUGCUAUUGACCCGACCUUUGCCCAGAGCGUCGAACUCACUGAUAAGCAGCUGGUGGACAUUAAGGUUGACCUGGACAUUCCAGCGGUGUCAACAGUGGAAGUUGAGCCUUUGACUGAGUCUGAUUGGGAAAUCAUAGAGCUACAUGCCGGUGCAGUGGAGAAUCAAAUCUUGUUCCAAACGAGAGCAGUUCAGAUGAAUAAGCCAUUUGUGGUGUAUGCAUCUGAAACGGUCUCUGCAACGUUAAAGGUGACUAAAAUGGACCCUGAGCCGGCAAAUUUAGGUAAGGUGGCUAAACUAGUCAAUGAUACUGAACUGCACGUUGCUCCAAAGACAAGAAGAUCCAGACGUAAGAAGAGCUCUUCUGCAAGAUCAGUCUCCAAUGGACGUCCAGCUAGUGAAUCGGCUCCUUCAGUAUUGGAAAGAGGUAUUGCACUACCUCAUAAGUUGUUUGGUGAUUUUGAAACCACUUCUUAUGAGGUGUAUGCGAACUUUGAUGAGGUUAUGAUUCCUCUACAGAAUGCACAGUUCGUUAACGUCUCCAUCGUUGCAGGUCCCGAUGCACAAAAGACCCAACAAAUUGAUGCAAAGGCUCAGGCCAUAUCGAAGAAAAUCGGUGCAAAGCUGGUUCAUCAUCCUUCUGCUCAAUCCCAAGUUGGGUUAUCCAGAUUAUUGGCCAUUGCACUGGAUGUUGAUGGUGAAAUUGGAUUCAUGGUUAAGUUGGAAAAAGCCACGCCAUCACCAAUCACGAAGUAUCCAACACUGAUAGUGUCACCACUCACGAGUGAAUCUAAACCGGAAUCAUUGAAUGAGUUGAAUAUUAGUAGCACACAGGCUCAAAGAGAAAAGGAGUUGAAAAGGCUGAAAAUACAAAAGCUAAAAGAAGAAAUUAGUAAACACUUCUUUGAUUUGGAAUUGAAUAACACAUGUUUGACCAAAGGCGUCAAAUUACCAAUAUUGGCUGGAUUCCCAGAAGGCUGUGUUUUGCAGUUUAAGGAUCAAUCAACAUUAUUGGCUCCAUCUGGAGAUUCAAAACUGUCCUUUUCCAUAGGAGACGACAUCCUUGUUCCAAAGUCACAGAUCCCUUCUUCCCUCACUGUUAAAUCACCACCGGAUGUGACGAUUUCAAUCGGGACUAAAGAAACGUCUAAAAAGAUCAAGAGAUCGUUGAAAAAGGGCAAAGUUGGUGUCUUGGUUUAUGGACCAGCUGGAUGUGGUAAAUCUCUUAUUGUUGAUGAGAUUACAAAUGAAAUAGCACAGACGGGUACACAUGUUUUGAAGAUUGAAUGUAAUGACUAUUCAAAAGAAUCCGUUCUAAACAUCAAGGAGAAACUUGACCUGUGGUUGAAUAAGUGCGCUUGGUAUGCACCAAGUGUUCUCGUUUUGGAAGGAUUGGAAUUCUUGUUCCCAGUUGAGGCCGAGAAUAUGGACUCUUCUCAAACCAGACAACUAUCAGAGUACUUUAUUCAAGCCUCAAAUACUAUGAUGCAAUCGAGAGCUGUUUCCAUAAUAGCUACAGCAAAAUCUAAAGAAGCUGUUAAUAGUAUUCUAUUCUCCAGUCAUUGUUUUGAAGAAAAUAUUGCUAUCAAAGCACCAUUGAAGGAAGCAAGACAGCAAAUUAUUGAAUACUACCUUCAAAAGUACGGUCUCUUGCUUUCUAAGGAGUUUGAUGGAUCUGAGAUGUCUCAAGAGACUGAAGGGUAUUUACCAAGUGAUUUGAAAAUCCUCGUCGAUAGAAUCAAUCAUGAGGCAAUUUAUGAAGCGAUUGAAGGUGACAGUCCGCUUCCAGAUAUUACUAACAAAUUAUUCACCAAAGCUAUUACUGGUUACGUUCCCUCUAGUUUGAGAGGUGUUAAGCUUCAAAAAUCCACUACAAGUUGGUCCGAUAUUGGAGGAUUAAAAGAAGCAAAGUCCAUCCUUCUAGAAUCGUUGGAAUGGCCAACCAAAUAUGCGCCAAUUUUCAAAGCAGCAACUCUUCGUCUUAGAUCUGGAAUCCUUUUAUAUGGUUAUCCGGGCUGUGGUAAGACGUUACUGGCAUCUGCUGUUGCAGGUCAAUGUGGGUUGAAUUUCAUCUCCGUUAAGGGUCCUGAAAUCUUGAACAAGUACAUCGGUGCCUCUGAACAGUCUGUUAGAGAACUUUUUGAAAGAGCCCAAGCUGCAAAACCCUGUGUCUUGUUCUUUGAUGAAUUCGAUUCGAUUGCUCCAAAAAGAGGACAUGACUCCACAGGUGUUACUGAUAGAGUCGUUAACCAAAUGCUUACGCAGAUGGAUGGUGCUGAAGGAUUGGAUGGCGUGUAUGUCUUGGCUGCAACUAGUCGACCAGACUUGAUUGAUUCUGCCCUGUUACGUCCUGGAAGAUUGGACAAAAGUGUCCUGUGCGGUAUGCCGGACUUUGAGGAAAGGUUGGACAUUUUGAGAGCCAUAACCAAGACAAUGAAUCUUGCUGAUGACGUUUCACUGGAAGAGAUUGCAGAGAACUCUGAUGGGUUCUCGGGUGCUGAUAUGCAAGCCCUGGGUUACAACGCAUACUUGCAAGCCGUUCAUAAGAAAUUAGAGCUUGACGAGGCAGCUUCUGAAGGUGCCGUCAAAGCAGAAAAUGAUGAUGUCCAUGAAUUCUUCCAAGUAUCAUUGGAUCAAUUGAAAGCCAAUUUCCAUCUUAAGCCUUAUGAAAGAACAAAGGCCUUGAGACAAAUUGAACCUUUAUUGAAAAAUUUCAACGCGACUUCUCAAGAGCUAAUUUCUACAGAUAAGUCUAGUGACGAAGACAACGGUGUUGCCAUUCAACACAGCGACUUUGUCACCGCAUUGGACGGAACCAAACCAAGUAUUUCAAACUCGGAGAAGAGAAAGUUGUCAUUGAUUUAUGAAAAGUUCGUGGCUGCUCGUGAUGGGAACAUGCAAGACGGUACAGCAAGCACAGAAGUUGGUGGAAGAACCACUCUGGCAUAAUUUAAUAAUAUACAUCAGCAAUAUAUUGAGGAUGU
Messenger RNA from Williopsis jadinii, 3389 nucleotides. RefSeq names its product AAA family ATPase peroxin 1 (gene PEX1). The coding region runs from base 205 to 3354 and encodes 1049 amino acids. Gene Ontology annotation, biological process: protein import into peroxisome matrix. Lineage: Eukaryota; Fungi; Ascomycota; Saccharomycetes; Phaffomycetales; Wickerhamomycetaceae. The transcript has 2 exons. The record is from RefSeq and is a predicted model, not a curated record. Gene Ontology annotation, molecular function: ATP hydrolysis activity; ATP binding. Gene Ontology annotation, cellular component: cytosol; peroxisomal membrane; peroxisome.